GUUAAGUCUUUUAAAACUGCAACCUAAAAAUGGCUUCUAAAAGAGCCCUGGUCAUCUUGGCCAAGGGAGCCGAGGAGAUGGAGACUGUCAUCCCUGUGGAUGUCAUGAGAAGAGCUGGAAUUAAGGUCAUCGUUGCGGGCUUGGCUGGAAAAGACCCAGUACAGUGUAGCCGAGAUGUUGUCAUUUGUCCUGAUGCCAGUCUUGAAGAUGCAAAAAAAGAGGGACCAUUUGACGUGGUGGUUCUGCCAGGAGGUAAUCUGGGUGCACAGAAUUUAUCUGAGUCUCCUGCUGUGAGAGAGAUACUGAAGGAACAACAGAACAGUAAGAGACUCAUCGCUGCCAUCUGUGCAGGUCCUACAGCUCUUUUGGCUCAUGAAAUAGGUUUUGGGAGCAAAGUGACAACACACCCACUUGCUAAAGACAAAAUGAUGAAUGGAAAUCAUUACAGCUACUCAGAGAAUCGUGUGGAAAAGGAUGGCCUUAUCCUUACAAGCCGUGGUCCCGGAACCAGCUUCGAGUUUGCUCUUGCUAUUGUUGAGGCCCUGAACGGCAAGGAGGUGGCUGAUCAGGUGAAGGCUCCACUGGUUCUUAAAGAUUAG
Orycteropus afer afer is the source of this 599-nucleotide messenger RNA. RefSeq names its product Parkinsonism associated deglycase (gene PARK7). The record is from RefSeq and is a predicted model, not a curated record. Gene Ontology annotation, cellular component: nucleus; cytosol. Gene Ontology annotation, biological process: protein deglycation, glyoxal removal; guanine deglycation, glyoxal removal. Lineage: Eukaryota; Metazoa; Chordata; Mammalia; Tubulidentata; Orycteropodidae. Gene Ontology annotation, molecular function: protein deglycase activity.